AUGUUUCUCUCCUGCAUUUUGUGCUUCAUGAACCUGCCCACGCCCCAAGAAGACGAAGACGAAGGUGAAGACAGAGGUGAAGACGAAGACGAAGACGAAGACGUAGGCGAAGGCGAAGACGAAGACGAAGGCGAAGGCGAAGACGAAGAUGGAGGCGAAGACGGAGGCGAAGGCGAAGACGAAGAUGAGGACGAAGACGAAGGUGAGGACGAAGACGAAGGUGAAGACGGAGGCAAAGAUGAGGAUGAAGACGAAGGUGAAGAUGAAGACAAAGGCGAAGACGAAGGUGAAGACAGAGGCGAAGGCGAAGAUGAAGGCAAAGACGAAAGCUAA
Periophthalmus magnuspinnatus is the source of this 333-nucleotide messenger RNA. RefSeq names its product acidic leucine-rich nuclear phosphoprotein 32 family member B-like. The record is from RefSeq and is a predicted model, not a curated record. Lineage: Eukaryota; Metazoa; Chordata; Actinopteri; Gobiiformes; Gobiidae. The transcript has a single exon. Bases 1 to 333 code for a protein of 110 amino acids.